Messenger RNA from Heterostelium album PN500, 426 nucleotides. RefSeq lists its product as uncharacterized. The transcript has 5 exons. Lineage: Eukaryota; Evosea; Eumycetozoa; Acytosteliales; Acytosteliaceae. The record is from RefSeq and is a predicted model, not a curated record. Bases 1 to 426 code for a protein of 141 amino acids.
AUGAAAAGGAAACAAACAUCAACAACAAAGAUUUUUGACUUUUUAAUAUCGGGCUUGAUGGAUGGUGUCAAAGAAGUAUUGAAUCAAUGUUUUGAAAAAGUAGAUUAUCUAUCAUAUCAUUUUGGUUUCAAAUAUGAAUUCACCUGCAGUAUCCAAAAAGGUGAAAUUAUUUGGUGGUCUGGACCAUAUCCAAGAAGCCAAGCAGACAUUGACAUAGCUCGAUACGAAGAGGGAAUUCUUUCAAGUGAAAUACUACAAUAUAAAGAAAGAUUCAUUGGAGAUAAAGCUUAUCAAGGUGAGAGAGAAUCGUUCAAGGCAAUGAUAAAGAAACCAAGAGGCGGUACACUUACUCCUUUGGAAAAGGAAUUCAAUGCUUUCUUAUCUUCGAAAAGAAUCAUCAUUGAGAAUGAGUUAAUUAAUGUUUAA